GGAGUAGUCCCCGCCCUGCAGAGAAACCGCCAUCAUGAAAUUAAAAACAAAACCCUGACAGAUGAGACCGAGCAGCAGCAGCAGCAGAAACAGGUAAACUUUGGGGAGCGCCUUCACUAACCUCACAUUUUCAAAGUUUGUGAGCACGGUGACUGCUUCUGGUGAGUCUACUGCUCCACUUUUCAGGGUUACCAAUGAUUCGUAUCGUUAAUUCUCCCUGAUUUCCGUUCAGUUGUGAGUCUUAUGAAGGCUAACAUCAGCGUUAGCAUGUUGCUGCUAGCUGUUUGAAUCGUCUGUUAGUGAAUCUUAACUGUCGUCUGCUUUUUUAAGAUAAGCAACUAAAUACAUCGAAACGGAUGACCAACGAAUAGAUCUAAUGUUGUCAGGGGAGGGAAAUUUAAACUGGUUUAUCCCGGAGCCUGAUGGUGGCUAACAGCUAACACUGAUGUAAAGUUCCAGCGCGCCAACCUGCGGCGGCGCUGACAGUAAAGAAGCACAAAAACAUCCUCAGUGUGAGCUCCAGGAGCAACAAACUGACCACAAAUAUCAGCCGAUUGUUUAACAAGGGGUCUGGGGAUUGUAUUAUAAAAGGACUUUCGAAAAAAAUCCAUAAUGUGCAAAUCUUCUGUGUGUAAUGACAUGAAAAUGUGAUAUCAACUGUCAGAUCCAGCUGUGUUUAUGCGCAGCUUACAGAACCUCAUUGAAAAUUCUGCUGAUUUUACAGUUUUACGCUCACACACGAUAAAACCCGCUGUUAAAAUAUCCAGUUUGAAGUUUUUACCUAAAAUAAUAAUUCAAUUUUAAGUUUGGCUUAUUUUUUAAGCCAUUAAAGACUGGAUAUGUUUAUGUACAUUGCAUACACAAAAAAAGUAUAAAAGAUAAAAUUGUUUCGAAACUAGUGGUGGUCAAAGUUUUCCCAGUCUAGAUAAUCUCGGUCAAAUAUUACUCUAAGUGAAGGAUGUACUGUUGAAUUAUUUCUUGUGUUAGUGGUUGACUUGUUUGUUUUCUAAUAGCCAUGCAGAUAAAUAAGAACAGACUGGAUGAGCAGGUCACCCUCAGACUUGUUUUCUGUCGUCUAUGAUUACCAGACCAGUCUUACAGAACUCCUCUGCUGACGACACAUUUAUUCCUCAUCUGUUAGGGUUGAUUGAUUCCUCUGCAGACUCAGGCGGCUGAAUUAUGAGCGAGGUGGUGGAGGAAGCCAUGGACAGCUCUGCAGUGUCCGAGGAAGAAGUGGAAGACCAACAGGAGACGUCGCAGGAAGAGAAGUCGAGUCCGAAAAACUACUCCAAAAUAUCCGGUAAAAGAAAGAAAUGUUCACUCUUCUUUCUCUGACAGAACUGACAGCUCUCAGACCUCCUCUGCAGAGAAAUGAUCCCUGUUUAUGACAGCAGUGAUCAAAGCCAUGCUGUUCUCAGCUGUCAAACCUUCGUAAUUACAGGUUAUUAACGUACGUUCUUGGUUUUGUUUAGAACUCCUGAGUCUUCCUGCAGAGAUAACACGGACGUUUGUCUGUGUUCUGCUCUCUAAAAACUGAGGAGCAGGUUUUUGUUUGGUGUUGACAAAAAGAAUCCCUGUCAAGUUGAUUAUUUCUCAUAAUUUUUCACUCGGUCGUUGCAGCCGUGGGUGAAAUCGUCGAAGGCAAAAGAGCAAAGAAGACGGUCGAGAGGCUCGAUUUCCAGGCGCCGAAACAAAAAGAGAAGCUCAAGAUUGGAGACGGUAAAUUCACCCGCUGAGAGAGACUGGAUUAGUUUUUGUUUUAUGAUGAUUAUUGUUAUUCUUUUAAUAUCCGCUCAGAUCAUAAGUUGUGUUUUUUUUUUUUUCACACGUUUUCAGGCUCUGGAGAUAAAUUAGGAGACAUCCCACGAACAGGCUACCAGAUCACCAAGAUGAAACCAGCUGACCUGAAACCUCUGCACACCAUCCUGUUCGACAGACCGGGGAAGGUACAGACAUGGACAGUGGACUCAAAUCUGAUUAUUGUUAGAGAAGUGAUGGUGAAGUUCAGACUUUAGGGGAAUGAACCUGCAGAGGAGAGAGAGACAGAGAGAGAGAGAGAGAGAGAGAGAGAGAGAGAGAGAGAGAGAGAGAGAGAGAGGAGAGAGAGAGAGAGAGAGAGAGAGAGAGAGAGAGAGAGAGAGAGAGAGAGAGAGAGAGAGAGAGAGAGAGAGAGAGAGAGGAGAGAGAGAGAGAGAGAGGAGAGAGAGAGAAGAGAGAGACAGAGGAGAGAGAGAGAGAGAGAGAGAGAGAGAGAGGAGAGAGAGAGAGAGAGAGAGGAGAGAGAGAGAGAGCGAGAGACCCUCUCAGACUGAAGUGUACAGGGAGAUGAUUCUGUGUGUUCGUUCGGUUUGAUCAUGUUUUUCAUGUUUAUUUGUUUGUUUGUCAGAUGGCCACGAUAAAGAAGAACCUCCGCCUCUUUAACGGGUUUCCUUUCGACGCCGACAGCGAACAGUACUCCAAAAAGAGAGAAAAACUUCUCAAGUGAGUUUCUCAGUCGACGAACAUCCUGAACAGACCUUCAUGUUUGGUUAAUGUUAGUCAAACAUUUACGAACUUCUGAACAUUUUCUUUGUGUUUUUGAUGCAGAAAUUCAAAUUUUACAAACUCCAAACUGAAGGUGGUCUGUGGGGUUCUGGAUUUGGAGAAGAAAGGGACCCACUCAGAUCUGGUGGACAGGAUCAUGACUUUCCUCUGCGCUCCGAAAAACAGCGGAAAGGUGAGCAGAGAGUUGGGUGUGUCCGAGUCUUUCUCUUAAACCGGAUCAGUUUUUGUCUCUGAAAUCAGUGAAACUUUCGAGUUUGUGGACGUCAGAUAUUUCUGUUUCUGUGUCAGGAGGAUAAAACAUCUGAGACUAGUUCACUCAGAUCCUCACUUUUCAAAUGUGGUCUCAUCAAAAAUCCUUCUUCAUAGUUUUUAUAUCUCUGACUGAAACAGCUGUGGACCUUCAGCUCUGAAGUUCAGUCUGUGAUUCUGUCCGAGGAGCUUCUCCUCCGUUUGAACUGACCUUCUCUCUGUCGUUCUUCAGCGUCUGCCCGUGAAGAAGAAGAGGAAAUCCAAGAAAAAACUCUCCGGUGACGACUCCAAGACCAGCUCUAAGAAGAAGAGCAAACCCAAACCCAAGAGCUCUUCGUCCAGUCCCAAGAAGUCCAAAACCGGCAGCAAGUCCAAAGCCAUCGUCAUGGACUCCAGCAGUGAUGAAGAUGACGAUGAGGAGGAUGAGAAGGCGGGCGCUUCAGCUGAGGCCGAGGGAUCGGACACGGAGGACAAACCUUCAGAGAAAGAGGAGGACCAGUCAGACAAGUCCGAGGAGUCUGCAGACGAAGAAGAAGAAGAAGAAGAGGAGGAGGAGGAGGAGGAGGAUGAAGAUGAGGAGGAUGAAGAUGAGGUGAGAUUGUUCAGACUCAGUAAAGACUAGAGGAACAUUUUAGACCUCGAAUGAAACCAAACAAAGACCCUCACAGCUGCAGAGCUUCUUUAGUCCGACUCUCUGAUCUGUGGAACAGCUUCUGAACCAGCAGGCUGAUUAAUGGAUGUCAGAGUCAGACUUCCAUCGUUAAAUUCCGGUGGUUUGUGGGUAAAACGGUCGUCAUGGUUUCUCUGUUUCAGUCCUUCAAACCAAAGUCGGCUAAAGGGAAAUCCGCUCCAAAGAAAUCUGCUCCAGUGAAGAGACAGAGGACGCCAGCCAAGAAGACGGGUCCUCCCAAAAAAAGAGCCAAGAAGGACCUUUCAGACGAGCCCGAGUCCGAGGCCGACAGUGAAGCUGAGGAGAAGGUAAAGACGGUUCUGAUGGACCAGAACCAGAUCAGGGAUCUCAGGUUUUCUUUCUUUAAUCUAAAACAGUGACUGGAGAGAGAAACUGACGUCUGUCUUUAUUCUACAGCCUAAAAAGAAGAAGACCAAGUCGGCUCCGGCCAAACCUGCAGCUAAAACCAAGAAAGCCGACAGCAGCAGCAACAGCAAAAACAACACCAACACGGGUGAGCGGCGCCGACUCUGAGAGCGACCAGCCGCACUCAGACUCUGAUCGUUCAUCUCUAAAUGGAAACCUGGAUCUGUGUUCGACUUCGUGACCUUGUUUGUAUGUUUUUGUUCGACCACCGUGAUGACUUUUACUUCCUGUCUGCGCCCGCAGCAGAGGACAGUUCAGACGACGACGAGCCGCUCAUCAAGAUGAUCAAGAAAGCGCCGACGGACGAGCAGCUGAAGGAGACGGUUCAGAGUCUGCUGAAGGAGGCCAACCUGGAGGAGAUGACCAUGAAGCAGAUCUGUCAGAGGGUGAGCGGCGGCGGCGUCUUCCUGCUCAGUCCCGCCCCGGCAGACUCAGACAGGAAACAGGUUUGAAUUCUGCGCGAUAGUGACUCAGAAAAACCUUCUGCUGUUUCAGGUUUUCGACACUUACCCCGACCACGACCUGACCGCCAAGAAGGACUACAUCAAACAGACGGUCAAAUCUGUGAGUACACGCACACACACACACACACACGCACACAUGCACACACACACGCACACACACACACUGCUGCCAUGUGAUUGGCUGAUGAGCUUCUUGCGUGAACAAGCAUCUGAACAGGUGGAACAGGAGGAUGGAGACCUUCUCUGCCUCGUCCACCAGGGGGCAGUCAGGUCCCUUCAUACCAGCUCUGUUGGGCGGGUCGGCAUGAAGCCCGAGAGGAAGAGGGGGGGGGGGUUCAGAGCCGAGUCCUGAGUAGAAAAUCUGUUUCUGCUCUAAAGACCUCCUCCAAACCAAAGACCACAUCCACCCGGGUCCAAACCCAACCGGUCUGCAGGGCCGUCCGGUUCGACACCAGGACUGAACACACAGUCCGCUCUGAGUUUUUCUGCUCGUAGGUUUUUGAGGAAGUCUCACAUCAGAUAGUGACCCUGCUGACCCAGGAUGUCCGACUUCCUCUUUUAUGGUCACAGCUCGAUGUAAACAACCCGCCGUGUUCCUUCUGCUGUCUCACUGAGUCUGAUCUGAGUCUGAUCUUCAGUGAACAUUCAUCAGCUUCUGAUUCUCCAACCUUCACACCCCAAAAUAAAGAACGUUCACACCUUUUCUCACAGACUAACUUCAAACCGUCUCACUGACAGACGGUCAGUCGACGUCUGUAAGCCUCUGUAGUCUGUCGGCCCGCUCUGGUGCUGUUUGAGACACAGAGCAGAUCAUGAGUUAUAUUUGGACCCAGAUAAACCCAAGAGCGGGUUCUGGUGUUCCUGUGUGGCUUGGCGGUCAGCGCUCUGCCUCUGCAGAGAGGGUCUGUGGUUUUCAUCACUGUGGUCUUCUAAAGUCAGAUCUUUAAAACUUCAUCAGGUCCUUAAAUUAUUAGAAAAAACAGAAAAGUCUUUUCUGAAAAUCGUAGUAUCAACCCUCACAUGGAGCCGCAGAUUUAGGAGUCAGGAAGUUGAGGACAAAUUGUCACACAGAUGUCAGCUGCUUUAUCAAAACAAAGAAAACUCAAUAUCAACAUUUCCUGUUUAUUUUAGCGGCUGAUCUCAGACAGUAAAAGUCCCUCUUCUAUUGAGGUCAGUGCAGACUUCUGACUCUUCAACAAUGUUAUAGUUUCAUAUAAGUUUGAAUCCGUUUUUACUUUUGGAAAAUGUGUGUUUGUUUUUUGAUUUGUAGGGAGAGACACUGAAGUACAACCAUCCACAGAGGAUUAGAGACACAGAGUGGACCCAAGACCUCAGAAUCAUAGUAGAUGAUAAUCUGACUUUAUGAACGGCUUUAUUCUGAUUUUUCAUCAUGUUUAAGAUACAGUUUCAGAUUGUUGUCGUCUGUAUUUUCAAAUUCAUUUUAGAAAAUAUUGUUUCAAACUUUUUGUCUAAACUUAAGCAGACAUUUGUACCUUAAGACUGAUGUCCUCACCUCCAGGCCAGCUGCUGUCCCUAAUGUUACAAGAAUUUUGACAAAGACAUUUAUUUGUCAAUAUUUCAACACACUCCAUCAUUUAGCUGGGGACAAGAAAGUUAGUGGAGCCAAGACCCGCUUUACGUUGCUUCUGAUUGGUUUAUGUUGCGUGGUGCCUUCCAUGGUUGGUUAGAUUUAGACACAGAGAGAAUGGAUCGGUUAUCUUGGUCAGUCAGUCCGAGUUCCUCGAACACGGCAAGCCAAGUUUAUUAUCAUGAAAAAGCAAAUAGAGUAUUGAAUGGGGAAAUAUAAGCGUGAGAAAUGUCAGGUGUGGCGUGAGAACGGGUCAAACUGCGUGACUGUCACACUCACAGCGUGACGCUUGGCAGCUCUGCUCUUGUUAUACGGGAUUUUUUCUUAUUCCCCUUCAAACAAAUGUUGAUGAGCUGCGAGUUUAAUAGCAAGUACUUGCAAGUUAUACAUCAAAAUUUGAGGUUUGAAUGGGGUUGGUGCUUUUACUUUUCUGUAAUAAAUAUGGUUUGGGAAUUUCUCCUCGUGGGACUAAUAAAGGGGUCUCUCUUAUCUUAUUUUUUAAGUCUUGAGAAGCUAUAGAAAAAUUUUCCCUCGAACGCCCCUCCAAAAAAAAAGGCGUAAUUCUCUGAGUUCUCAAACGUCUCCUGCUCCAGCAAACUUUCAGCUACAGACUCCAUUUAAACUUUAAAUCAUAGACACACGUCUUGUUUGUUGGUGUUAAAGGUGUUGUAGUUUUUGAUCACUUAAUAUUCACUGACUGUGAUCACUGAUGGAGGAAUUUAGAGGUUUGAAUGGGUGUGUAUUGUUCAGAAUGUUCAUGUGUCAGAGUGGGUGACAUCAUCGUCUAGAAUGAGAGAAGAUCAAUGAAACUGUCAUUGAUGUUUAACGAUCAUUGAUCUAAGCAGUGAUGUCACAAAGGGCUGGAUGUUCUUUAGAAUGUUUCCUCUCACACUAACUGUCCCUAACCCGGAGUAAAACACCAUUCAGAAUAAUUACACCGAUUUUUGGAAAUGCACAUUUUUUCUAUUUUUGAAAACAGUUUUUUAGAAAAAUUAACAAAGUCUGGAAACAUAAAUAUUUUUCUGUACGUUAUUUUUCAUUUUCCAUGAUUUCUAAGACCUGGAAAUUGACCAGAUUUAUUUCCAUACUUGAAGGAACCCUGUGAUCAAAGUUUGUCUGCACACCAAUAAUACUCAGUUUAACUGUUAUUUAAUCGUCUGACUCUGUUUUUUGAAUGUGUCUCUACAGCUCAUCACAUGAACCCUGAAGAUCGAAGAACCUUCAGAACUUCACGUCAGAAACUUUGAUUUUUUGUUAGUUUCAUAUCAGUUUGUUUUCAUACAGCAGUUUUAUACAUGGUUGUGUUUUUUAUUCAUGUGUAUAGACUUUCAGAUUAACAGUCAUGAUCACCCAUCUAUCAGGAAAAAUGAGCUGAGAGUGAACCGCCUUUUUAUUUCUAACGUUUGUACAUAUGUUUCUAAUGAGGUGAUAUUUUUGAUCAACAGUCUGUCAGAAAGUUGUUGGUUUUUUUUCUAGUUUUUGUUUUCUGUCAGACUUUGAUUUACAGCCUAAAACCCUCAGAUUAAUCCUGCUUUACUGAUUAAAACUGAACCUUUUUCAGCAAA
This is a messenger RNA of Xyrichtys novacula (pearly razorfish), 7506 nucleotides long. NCBI's taxonomy places the organism in Eukaryota, Metazoa, Chordata, Actinopteri, Labriformes, Labridae. The record is from the annotation of a GenBank genome assembly.